AUGGAGUUCCGAGCGAACUGGCUAGGCGAAUGGCCAAAGGCCGAUGACGGCAAAUACUUCAUCGGGCCGGGCGAGAAGUUCUGCCGGGCCAAGAUCAAUGGCCGACUUUGCGGCGUCGAGACCGGGUUCUCAUGCAGCGAGCUGAUCGACCUAACCAAGGACGAAGAUGACGAUGACGACAAGAAACGAGAUGCUAUCAAGCUAGAGCAGCUGCCCCGUGCCUCCUCCAAGCACCCAAGUCCAGGAAAAUACACCUCCUGGGGCGAGGAGACGCACCAUGAUAUCCUCGUGGCCACCUUUGCAGUCAUGAAGCCGACAGGUGCGCAGUGGCAGCUCAUCACGGAGCAACUGAACGGCAUGGGCUACGGAUUCUCAGCCAACGCACUCAAGUAUGCUCGCAACCCGUGA
Messenger RNA from Anthostomella pinea, 408 nucleotides. The record is from the annotation of a GenBank genome assembly. NCBI's taxonomy places the organism in Eukaryota, Fungi, Ascomycota, Sordariomycetes, Xylariales, Xylariaceae.